Molecule: messenger RNA, 750 nt
Organism: Fulvia fulva
Lineage: Eukaryota; Fungi; Ascomycota; Dothideomycetes; Mycosphaerellales; Mycosphaerellaceae
Product: Emopamil-binding protein-like
Exons: 1
Coding region: 1-750 (249 amino acids)
Biological process (GO): sterol metabolic process
Cellular component (GO): endoplasmic reticulum; membrane
Molecular function (GO): cholestenol delta-isomerase activity
Source: RefSeq, a predicted model, not a curated record
AUGUCCGCAGAACCGCCCACCUUCAUCAGCACCACCACAGUCUACUCCCUCCUCUCCACGGUCGCAAUCCUGCUUACCGCCUACCUCGCAUCCCUCACGCUCCUCCCGCGCUCCACCUCCACCAAGAUCCGUCUCCUCUUCAUCUGGCAUGCCUUCGACGCCCUGAUCCACUUCCUGCUCGAAGGCUCCUAUCUCUACAACUGCUUCUUCAGCUACACCACAACCCUCACCGACCUCGCCAACCUCGACUCCAUCCCAGCAUCUCCCUACCUUCCCCCGAGCAUCUACUUCCUCGGCCACCACGAUCGAAUUUACGGCUCCGAAUAUGGUAAUAACCCUUUCGCAAAGUUGUGGAUGGAGUAUGCAAAAGCAGACGCACGGUGGAGUGGGAGUGAUUUGACCAUUAUAUCGUUGGAACUGUUGACCGUGUUUAUUGCCGGGCCAAUGGCAGUCUAUAUCUGCGACUGUCUGAGGAAGGGAAAGCCUGAGGUGUGGUUCUGGAUGAUUGUGCUAGCUACUGGAGAGCUGUACGGUGGCUUCAUGACUUUCGCUCCCGAAUGGUUGUCUGGUUCGCCGAACCUCGAUACCUCCAAUUGGAUGUAUCUGUGGCUGUAUUUGGUCUUCUUCAAUGCUGCGCUGUGGGUCGCGAUCCCGGUGUGGAUAUUGUACGAGGCAUUCGGGAAGAUCUCUGGAGCACUGAGGUUGCAGGAACGACAGCGACAGAUUGAGGUUGGGAAGAAGGCGAGGUAG